AAUCCGGCUCGGAGGCGCAGUCGGACUGUCAGCUGGGAUCAUUCGGUCGGCAGAGGCAAUGGCAUAUCUACAAAAUCUUUGUCAGAUAAAAGUCCUCAACCUUCGCAGGUACCACCCACGUCGCCCGGUUUACGCGAUCCAUCGGGUGUUGAGUUUUUCGACGACAACAUGAGCAUCAGCAGAGGACACUCCAUCGAAAAAGUCCGCUUCUCGGCCAGCCGAACGCACUCGGAUGAGAACGACGAAGAUUACUCGGCCAGUGUCAAUGCCAUACUUCAUAAACGGCUCAAUUCCCGUAAAGGUAAGCACCCUAGACAAAGGAGAUCAUCUUCUCCAGUGUCGUCAAUGUUGCCCGAUGACGCUAGUCUGCUGUCAGAUCGUCGAAGGUCAUCUGCUUUUACCACCAGCUCGGGAGAUACGGCGAUCAUUAUCGAAGACGCGGGUAUUUCCCAAGAACAAAUAUUCGAGAACAUCCGGCUACACAAAGAAGUGUUGAGUAGUGUUCGACAACAGCCAUGGUCGAUUCGGCGGAAAAUGAAAUUGGUCCAGCAGGCCAAGGAGUACGUGAAGAAACACGAGGGUCAGCUACAAGAACGUUUGGCCAUGAGCAAAAGCACGAGAGACAUGUUGGCUAGGUUUCAUAUACUCGUCGUCAAACAAUGGCAGCACAGCAAACGGGAGAUGUCCAAUUUCGUAAGUCAGCUGAUUCCUUGGGAGUUGACAAUCAAGGAGAUCGAAUCGCAGUUCGGCACAGUGGUCGCGUCAUACUUCACGUUCCUUCGAUGGCUGUUCUGGGUGAACUUCGUCAUAUCCGUACUGUUGGCUGCCUUUGUAGUCAUGCCCGAAGUGUUGAUGACAAGCAAAACGGAUACGGGCGAUCGGAAGACGCUCUUGCCCCAGGAGGAAGCCACGUCCAUGGCUCUGAUGACCCUGCUCAAUUUCGAAGGGGUGUUACAGCACUCGCCCAUGUUUUAUGGGUACUAUUCGAACCGUCAGAGUUCGGACACAGGUUAUAGACUGCCUACUGCCUAUUUCAUUGUCGGUCUUGUCGUCUAUAUCUACAGCUUCGUGGCCACUCUAAGGAAAAUGGCAGCCAACUCCAGGCUGAGCAAACUGUCCGAGAAAGACGACGAGUGCAUUUUCACGUGGAAGCUGUUUACCGGGUGGGACUACAUGAUCGGUAACGAGGAGACUGCGCACAACCGAAUAUCGUCCAUCAUUCUGGGCUUUAAGGAAGCGCUACUCGAGGAGGCCGAACGGAUGAAAGACAACCAAAAUUGGAAGGUGGUGGUGUUAAGAAUAUUCGCCAACCUUAACAUGAUAUGGAUGCUGGGCAGUUCGGUGUACGCCGUCAUAUUGGUGGUAGAAAGGUCUACGGAACCAGAGGCUGAGUCUACUUUAUGGAGGAAAAACGAAAUCACCGUCGUCAUGACGCUCAUAGGCACGUUCUUUCCGAUCGCCUUCGAAGGCUUGGGCGUGCUUGAAAGUUAUCACCCGAGAACCACACUCCGCGUACAGUUGGCCAGGAUAAUGGCGUUGAAUUUAUUAAAUUUGUAUACGCUGACGUUCGCCUUGUUUGUAAAAAUCAACGACAUGACAAACGAUCUGUUAAAACUAAAACCGAACAUAACAGACGUGAUGACCGCUACGUCUCUGCCGAAAAUGCCCAAGCCAUCGAUGCUACUGUCUAUGGCGCUGCUGAGUCCUACGACUACCACUUUUGCUCCAAUCGCGGGUCUGUCCAACCACAAUGCCGUUGCUUGUCAUCGGAUAAUCAUCGAAUGUCCAUUUUCCAUACCUGCGAUGACUCAUAAUCACACUCAAGCCACGCUCAAACCCACCAAGAUCGACUUGACAACAGCAACUACAACCACAUCGAUCGCCACUGCCUUGACCAACAAGCAAAUGACCGAUGGAACGCCAGUCCAUUUUGCCUACACUACAUCAGCACAGUCAACCGACAAUAAUUCUAGUCGAUGGGCGACCGAUUGGUUGGCCAACUUGACUGUCGAGUCGACCACCGAGCAGCAAAUUUACGAAAACGUGGACGAUUUGCAGAUAACCGUCGAUGCGUAUCCUUCCACUUGGUCGAAAGACACGGGCGAGAGUGGCGGAUCUACGAUGGAAUGGGCCUCAUCGGAUCACACGGAAUUGAGUUCGACCUCAGAGAGUACCACUUCAGUGGAGUUCACCUCUUCGGAAGCGACGACAGACUAUUUAACGUCCGACUGGGACGCGACCGACGAACCGGAUUGGCCUGCAGUAGAUCCAUAUGCCCAAUCGUAUGACGAUUUAGACAAUGACACCGAAGAAACUGCAACGCCGAACGAUAGGAGGAAGCGUUCGGCCGAAACCGUGUUCAAUGGCACCCAUUGUUAUCGAGAAGUUUGCCAAGCGCGGCCACUGCAUUUAAACUCAUCCGAGCCGCCAACGACCUACCAAGGUGGCGACAAGAUGUCAAAUGAUACAAUUUUUUCAACAACUAUUGACCACGAAGAUGCACCUCGAGAAGACCUAUCUUUACAAGCCGAGUGCUUAGAUCUACCGACUAGACACAAGUUACGAAAACUAUGUUGGGAAACUAUGUUCGGACAAGAGCUUGUGAAACUAACCGUUAUGGAUUUAGUAUCCACGAUAAUUUCCACGAUAUUUGUAGACUUUGCGCGAGCGGUGUUCGUUCGAUACAUGAACCGGUGCUGGUGCUGGAACCUGGAGAAAAGUUUACCGCAGUACGGCGACUUUAAGAUAGCCGAGAACAUCUUGCACCUGGUCAACAACCAAGGUAUGGUGUGGAUGGGUAUGUUCUUCUCGCCCGGCCUACCCAUCAUUAACGUGUUCAAGUUGAUGAUCAUGAUGUAUGUCCGAUCCUGGGCGGUACUCACUUGCAACGUACCCCACGAUGUGGUGUUCCGAGCCAGCCGCAGCAACAAUUUUUACUUAGGCCUGUUGCUGACCAUGCUGUUCUUGUGUGUGCUGCCGGUCGGCUAUGCUAUAGUGUGGAUCGAGCCGUCGUGGCAUUGCGGUCCCUUCUCGCAGUAUAAGAAGAUCUAUCACAUAUUCACCAACUCCAUUAAGAAGGCCGUUCCCAAUCCCAUGGUGCAUCGCGUGCUCGACUAUAUUGCGUCGCCCGCCAUGAUCAUUCCUUUGCUGUUGUUAUUGAUUCUGAUAAUAUACUAUUUAGCUUCGUUGACUUCGUCAUUGAGGGAAGCCAAUAACGACUUAAAGAUCCAGUUGAGACGAGAACGGACGGAAGAGAGACGAAAAAUGUUCCAACUGGUUACCAACAAGAAGCUAGGCGAUAACGAUUACAACAGCAUGGACACGGCAUUGGCAAAAUGGAGACAAAUCAUACCCGAAAAUAAACUUUCCGGAACGAGAGGAACAAAGGAUCGUGAGGAAAAAGCUCGAACCGAAAAGGAUAUUAUGGACAUGGUUCUCGAUAAGCUGGUGCGGGUGGAACGGCCGGGCGUCCGGGAGUUGGGCGAAAAGGAUGACGAAAACGGCCACCAUCGCCACCAUUACCACGGGCACCAUCAACCGCACCACGGUCAACACCAGCAUCACCGCGAAAGGCGACAGUCCAGGGACGAGGAGUCGAGAGACGCGGCUGUGUUUCGCAAGUGGAAGAAAUCCAAAGUCAAGUCUCACGUCAGGAGCGAGUCAGACUCUUCGGAUCAGUCGGAAUUAGUGCCAGAGAUCAGAGUGAAGACGGCAAGCACGGACGAGCUGUCGACUGCGGCCGAAAACGCCGUGCCGAGCACUUCCGGUCACGUGGCGAACGCUCUGAUAGUGCCGUCGACGCCGCCUCUACUGAACUCAUCGGGCAAAACCUCGCCCACCGCCUCCACGUUUUCGGGUACCGAUUUGAGCUCCUGUUCCGGCGGAAUGGCGGUGAUUUUGGACAAAUGGCACAAACCGGAUGCUUUUAAGGCAGUGGGUGACACUGUAACGAACACUCUUGUACCGGAAACUCCUGUUGGCGGAAGUGGCAGGGAACACUUACCCGCCAAGCAAAAAGCUAGGCUGAAAUUAGCACAGGUAUUGUACAAAGAAGCGCGGAGGAGGAGACAAAAACAUUUAGACGAAUUGGAAAAUCAACCACAAUAGAAAAUGUGAAGAAUUCAAAAAUGAAUAUCUAAUAAUAGUUAUUCAAGAAUAAAAAGUCGUAUGACAUUCCAUACUUCAGCCUAUUAACCUAACAUUCUUACCCAGUGGCAGCUAUACUAAAAACAUUGCACAAUGAAUCAUAUUUUUUUUUAAUACGAGAAACCCCCCUUACACACAACAGAACACAAAUGAGGUCGGUAUGCACAUACUACUUAUUUCGUCUAACUUAUAUAUUUAAUAUAUUACCUAUUUAAAAUAAAGUGUUUACUUAUCCAUCAUUCUUAUUAAAUUAACAUUUAACCAGAAGU
Messenger RNA from Adelges cooleyi (spruce gall adelgid), 4415 nucleotides. RefSeq names its product transmembrane channel-like protein. Gene Ontology annotation, molecular function: mechanosensitive monoatomic ion channel activity. NCBI's taxonomy places the organism in Eukaryota, Metazoa, Arthropoda, Insecta, Hemiptera, Adelgidae. The transcript is spliced from 14 exons. The record is from RefSeq and is a predicted model, not a curated record. The coding region runs from base 169 to 4107 and encodes 1312 amino acids. Gene Ontology annotation, cellular component: plasma membrane.